AUAUUCUAUUUUCCUUUCUGGUUUACUGUUUGUUUUGUCAAAAAGGUUAAUCAAAUCACGAUCGUACAUACGCGAGUGUUUUUAAUGUUUGUAUUUUUAUUUUAAUUCUAACAACAUUUUUUUUUGCGUAUGUGUUGUUUUGUUCAGUUAUUGGUUUAUAUACUUUGACUCACCCAAUUGAAUUUUGUUUGAGACUGUGCCAAAAGGACUCUUUGUGAUUUUUUAUUUUUUUUUCGGGUUUAAUUUAAUAAGUUUGUUAUUGAUUUCAGAUAUUAUUUUAUUUUUCAAAUUAUAAAUGGGUUUUUUUUUCGUUUGGUUUGAAUCGUAGAAGCGAUUUCGUAUCUUAGGGUUCCUCAUUAUACUUUCUCUUUCUAACCACUGCUUCGAUUUUGUGGCUUUGAUUUUCGUUCUGAUUUCUUUGCCAAGCUUUUGUUUUUAACUCGUUUUACCAAUUGGGCCGCUGAUUCUCGCUUCAAUUUGAUAUGGGUCGUUGUUUUUUCUUCAAUCUCAGAGUUUCUGUUGUUAUCCCUAAAUUCUUGGGCUAAAACUUUGAUUAUUGGUUUCUUUGUGGGUGGAUUUGUAAUAUUGGAGAGUUGUUUUGGUGUUUUCUGUGUUUUGAUUUUGGCAUUGGAGAGUUGUUUCAGUUGUGAGAAGUUUGGUGUUACUGUUUUUUUUCUGAUAUAAUUUUUUUUGGAGAAGUUUGGCUCUGUCAUGCAUACAUGAUGUUACAUUUUCAGGGUGUAUCAAGACAUUGUAGUCUCCUUGCUGUUUUGAGUGGUAAAUCACAUGAUACUAAACAAAAGCAGAAGGAGAAUGAUGCUUCUGAGGAUCAAUAUUCAUCGUACCACUUUCCAGAGCUUUCUUCGUCCGGGCGUCUCGAGGUUAAAGUAUUGAAUAAACCUAGUGCCGAUGAACUCGGUCGAGUUUUAGAACAACUGCAGCCGGAUUUUGUUUACUUGCAAGGUCAGCAGCUAGAUGAUGGGGGAGAAAUUGGGUCUCUUGUGUGGGAGGAUUUUGACCUCUCUACCCCAGAAGCCUUGUGUGAAUUAUUUUCUUCCAAAUUACCUAAUACUGUUUACUUGGAAACUCCCAAGGGUGAAAAAUUGGCAGAGGCACUCCAUUCUAAGGGAGUUCCUUACACUAUAUACUGGAAGAAUGAUUUUUCAAAGUAUGCGGCGUCGCAUUUUCAUCAAGCUUUCUUCUCAGUGGCACAGAGUACAUCCAGCCAUACAUGGGAUGCUUUCCAACUUGCUCAAGCAUCUUUUAGACUAUACUGCGUGCAAAACAAUGUCAUACCUCACAACAGUCGGAAGGGUGGUGGUAAGCUCGGGCCACAAGUUCUUGGGGAACCCCCUAACAUCGAAGUUAGUCCAUGUGAAGAAGACAUGAAGGAAGAAGAUGAAGAUGAUGAAAGUUCACCUGGGACUAGUUCUUCUAUAAAGAUAUACGAUGAUGACGUGAAUACAAGAUUUCUUGUUUGUGGAGUUCCGUGCACAUUGGAUGCAUGUUUAUUGGGGUCGUUAGAGGAUGGACUCAAUGCUCUCCUAUGUACAGAAAUACGUGGAUGUAAACUUCAAAAUCGGACAAGUGCUCCACCACCACCUCUCCAGGCAGGAACAUUCUCGCGUGGUGUGGUGACUAUGCGUUGUGAUAUAUCCACAUCUAGUUCCGCUCAUAUAUCACUUUUGGUUUCUGGUAGUGCAGAUGCUUGUUUUAAUGAUCAGCUUUUGGAGAAUCAUAUUAAGAAAGAGCUCACUGAGAAUAGUCAACUUGUUCAGGCAAUUCCUAGUCAUGAACAAAACAAAUUACCUUCCUACGAGCCUCGAAGAUCAGCCUCAGUAGCCUGUGGAUCUAGUGUGUUUGAAGUUUGUAUGCGAGUUCCUACAUGGGCUUCACAGGUUCUAAGACAACUUGCACCAAAUAUGUCAUACCGCAGCCUAGUUAUGUUGGGAAUAGCUAGUAUUCAAGGAUUGCCAGUUUCAUCUUUUACUAAAGAUGACGCAGAACGUCUCCUUUUCUUUUGCACUAGGCAGGAGAACGAUAACUGCUCCAAAGAUAUUGUUUUCUCGAGUCACCCGGGUUGGUUGAUGCCUCCUGCACCUAGUCGAAAACGAUCUGAACCAUGCUCAAGACUAAAACCUAUUAAUGCUAGUGGCGUGGAAGUUGAAGAUAGUGGCAGUGAUAGACAGAAAUUAAAUUUCACUGCAAUGAGGCCGAUCCCUCAGUCUCAUCGUCAAAAGUUUCUCCCCUUUUCUGGAUUUUCCGAGGGAGAAAGAGACGGAGACCAUGGAAAAUCAAAUCAGCUAAUUGUUCCAAUUAAACAUAAUGGUUUAGGCCCCCAUUCAGUUACAAACAGGAAAUCUGUGUCGAACUCGUUUCAAGCUCACCAGAUAAUAUCAUUGAAUCCGCUACCUAUGAAAAAGCAUGGUUGUGACAGAGCUCCAAUACGAGUUUGCUCAGAGGAGGACUUCCUGAAGGAUGUAAUGCAAUUUUUGGUCCUUCGAGGGCAUACUCGCCUAAUUCCACAAGGCGGCCUUGCCGAGUUCCCUGAUGCCGUUCUGAAUGCUAAACGUCUUGACCUUUUCAACUUGUAUAGAGAGGUGGUUUCGAGAGGAGGAUUUCACGUCGGAAAUGGUAUCAAUUGGAAAGGACAAGUUUUCUCAAAGAUGAGCAAUCACACUCUAACACAUAGAAUGACAGGUGUUGGCAAUACACUCAAAAGGCAUUAUGAAACUUACCUUUUAGAAUACGAAUUAUCUCACGACGAUGUAGAUGGAGAGUGCUGCUUAUUGUGUCAUAGUAGUGCAGCAGGUGAUUGGGUGAACUGCGGUAUAUGUGGUGAGUGGGCUCAUUUUGGCUGUGAUAGGCGGCAGGGACUCGGAGCAUUUAAGGACUACGCUAAAACUGACGGGCUGGAGUACGUUUGUCCGCACUGCAGCAUAUCAAAUUUCAGUAAAAAAUCUCAGAAAACUGCAAAUGGUUAUUAACAGGUUAAUCAAUGCUGGCGUUAACAAAUUUACUUAUCUUUUUGUGCUUGAUCCCUAGGUUUGUAGGAGUUCAAUGCAAUUGUUUGAGUUAUGUUAAAUGAUUUGGAAUUUUGACACUAUGGUCACAAAAAAGGACCAUCAAAAUUUUCUUAUGUAUAUCCUCUAGAGAAAGAAAUACAGGAAAAGGUUUGUAUAUUGAAUGAUUAACUCAAUUUUCCAUAUUGGUGCUGGUAAGUAAUUCAGUAGUUUUCAGCAUUUAUGUUUCUAAAACUAUGUCUGUAUACUUUUGAUUGAAUAUUUUAUGUGUUGUGUUUAGU
Messenger RNA from Cicer arietinum (chickpea), 3304 nucleotides. RefSeq names its product AT-rich interactive domain-containing protein 4. NCBI's taxonomy places the organism in Eukaryota, Viridiplantae, Streptophyta, Magnoliopsida, Fabales, Fabaceae. Gene Ontology annotation, molecular function: DNA binding. The record is from RefSeq and is a predicted model, not a curated record.